AUGGCAUGCGAGCUGAACAUUGACGACCUGAACGCCGCGGAACGCAAGAAGUUUGACGGCUACGAGAUCUACAAGGAGACCAAACUGGCGAACGCCCUUUUCGCCAAGGAGCUCAGCGAGAGGCUCAAAGAUACGAACAUCACGGUGAACGUGGCCGACCCAGGGCGGACAAAGACGGAACUGUCACGGAAAAUGGACGACGAGGUCUUCUUCCUGUCACGAUGGAUUCUCGGUUUCGUCAGUUUCUGCAUGGGCGAGCGGAAGGUGGUGAAGGCUGUCCGCCCGAUCCUCUACGCCCUCUGUGAUCAAGAGAUGGAGGGGAAGACUGGCGAUUUUAUUAAUCGUGAGCGCAAGGAGCAGCCGUGGAACGAGACGGUGCUCGACGUCGCCAAGAGACAGCGACUGUGGGCGACGAGUGAGGCGUGGACACGACUCCCCACCCAGAUGGCCCUCCUCAGGAAUGAACUCGGCGAACCGCUGGAUACGGCCUCUUCCCCCUCAUCGGGCGCCAAAUCGGGUAAAUCGUGGUGGCGACUGCUCUGG
Messenger RNA from Mesorhabditis spiculigera, 543 nucleotides. Lineage: Eukaryota; Metazoa; Nematoda; Chromadorea; Rhabditida; Rhabditidae. The record is from the annotation of a GenBank genome assembly.